This is a messenger RNA of Erpetoichthys calabaricus (reedfish), 2688 nucleotides long. RefSeq names its product ADAM metallopeptidase domain 10a (gene adam10a). Gene Ontology annotation, molecular function: metalloendopeptidase activity involved in amyloid precursor protein catabolic process. NCBI's taxonomy places the organism in Eukaryota, Metazoa, Chordata, Cladistia, Polypteriformes, Polypteridae. The record is from RefSeq and is a predicted model, not a curated record. Gene Ontology annotation, cellular component: plasma membrane; synaptic membrane. Gene Ontology annotation, biological process: membrane protein ectodomain proteolysis; Notch signaling pathway. The coding region runs from base 118 to 2379 and encodes 753 amino acids. The transcript is spliced from 16 exons.
UUCCGCUUGAGACGGCAGAGCUCCCGUGGAGCGCCGAGCGCUGCCAUAAACCCAGAAAGGGAGCCGGAGAGCGGGUAACGGAAGAAAGACGACGACUGUGUUGUCAAUGUUGUAACAAUGGAUUUAUCUAGUAUCGUGAAAAUGUAUAUUUUCCUCUACUGCAUAUCCUAUAGCGGAGGGCAGUAUGGAAAUCGCCUGAGCAAGUAUGUUAAACAUUUUGAAGGUCUGACGUAUGACACUAAUUUAUUGCAUCAGAGACAUACACGUGCCAAAAGGUCAACCUCCAUCCAUGACCAGUUUUUGCAUUUGGAUUUUCAUGCACAUGGCAGACAUUUCAAUAUUCGAAUGAGAAGGGACACUUCAGUCUUUACACAUGAUUUUAAAGUGGAAAUGGAAGGAGAGGUAAUGGAUUAUGACACAUCUCAUAUUUAUACUGGAGAAAUUUUUGGUGAGCAAGGAAGCAUGACUCAUGGCUCCAUAUUGGAUGGAAGGUUUGAAGGAUUCAUCCAAACGCCCCAGGGAACCUUUUAUGUGGAGCCAUCUGAGAGAUACUUAAAAGAAGAAAGUGCUCCUUUUCAUUCUGUAAUUUACCAUGAAGAUGAUAUUGAUUACCCCCAUAAAUAUGGACCAAAUGGAGGAUGUGCAGAUAGUUCAGUUUUUGAAAGGAUGAAGAAGUAUCAGAAAUCUGCAGUAGAGCCAAAGAAAGUAAAGAAUGCACCGAAUGCUGAACCAAAUGACAAAACUGACCCAGUUUUAUUGAGGAAACGCAGAGCAGCCUCUGCAGAAAAGAACACCUGUCAACUUUUUAUCCAAACAGAUCAUCUGUUCUACAAGCUUUAUGGCACCAGGGAAGCUGUUAUUGCACAGCUGUCCAGCCAUGUUAAAGCAAUUGACUCCAUUUAUCAAAGCACAGACUUCCAAGGGAUCCGAAAUAUCAGCUUUAUGGUGAAAAGGAUUAGAAUCAAUACAACAGUAGAUGAAAAGGACAGCACAAACCCUUUCAGAUUUGCCAACAUUGGGGUGGAAAAAUUUCUUGAGCUAAAUUCUGAACAAAAUCAUGAUGAUUAUUGCCUGGCCUAUGUUUUUACUGAUCGAGAUUUUGAUGAUGGUGUGCUUGGUCUUGCAUGGGUUGGAGCACCAGCAGGAAGCUCUGGAGGCAUCUGUGAAAAGAGCAAACUCUACUCAGAUGGCAAAAAGAAAUCCUUGAAUACUGGAAUCAUCACUGUUCAGAACUAUGCUUCCCAUGUGCCACCUAAAGUGUCUCACAUAACUUUUGCUCAUGAAGUUGGACAUAAUUUUGGUUCUCCACAUGAUUCUGGAUCUGACUGCACCCCAGGGGAGUCCAGUUCCCCACAAAAGGAAAGAGGAAAUUAUAUAAUGUAUGCCAGAGCAACCUCUGGGGACAAGCUGAACAAUAACAAGUUCUCUUCCUGUAGUAUUCGCAACAUUAGCCAAGUGCUGGAAAAGAAAAGGAACAAUUGCUUUGUAGAAUCCGGGCAACCAAUUUGUGGCAAUGGACUGGUAGAACCAGGCGAACAGUGUGACUGUGGUUAUAGUGACCAGUGCAAGGACGAGUGCUGUUAUGAUGCCAAUCAGGCAGAUCAUUUGAAAUGUAAGCUGCGAGAAGGAAAAGUGUGCAGCCCCAGCCAGGGUCCUUGUUGUGAAAAUAACUGUACUUUCAAAGGCAAUACAGAGAGCUGUAGAAAAGUUUCUGAUUGUGCUAAUGAAGGAAAGUGCAAUGGGAGACAGGCAUUAUGCCCUACAUCAGAACCAAAGAAGAAUUUCACAGAAUGCAACCAAGGGACUCAAGUCUGCAUUAAUGGGCAAUGUACUGGCUCAAUCUGUGAGAAAUUUGGUUUGGAAGAGUGCACCUGUGCCAGUUCUGAUGGAAAGGAUGACCGGGAGCUGUGCCAUGUCUGCUGCAAGGAGAAAUUUGAUAAAGCUGUUUGCAGCAGUACUGGAUCAGAUAAAUGGAACCACUUUUUUGGAGGCAAAACCAUCACCCUGCAGCCUGGCUCACCUUGCAAUGACUUCAAAGGCUAUUGUGAUGUAUUUAUGAAGUGUCGACUGGUUGAUGCUGAUGGUCCCCUGGCCCGACUAAAGAAAGCCAUCUUUAAUCCAGAGUUAUAUGAGAAUAUUGCAGAGUGGAUAGUUGGACAUUGGUGGGCAGUGCUGUUGAUGGGAAUUGCCCUCAUAAUGCUGAUGGCUGGCUUCAUCAAGAUAUGCAGUGUCCACACCCCAAGCAGCAAUCCAAAACUUCCUCCCCCAAAACCACUGCCAGGAACUCUGAAGAGGAGAAGACCUCAACAUGCCAAUCCUGCACCACAGCGCCAGCGGCAGACCAGAGAGAAUUAUCAGAUGGGGCAGAUGAGACGCUAACUGGAGCUUUUUGCCUUGGUUCUUCCUAGUGCCUACAGUGGGAAUACUUCACUCCAAAGAAAACCUGUAACAGUCAUCGUCCAUAAUCCAACAACAUGUGGCUAAUAAAGAAAAAUCAAAGCCGAGAUUACAGGAAAGCAGAGGUCACCAACAGUGUUCUAUUUUUUCUUUAAUAUAUAUUUUUUUUUAUUUUUGGCUUUGACUCUGAAGUAGCUGAAGGACACAUGGGAAAGUACAAAUGGCUCCUCCUUUUCUCCCCCCCCACACCCAUUUAAUUUAAAUUUUUUUUUUGGUUCUGUGGUCUUAAAU